UUUAGUUUUUUAAUUCAAGGGUUAAAAAGACAAAAUGUAUAGUGCAUUAAUGGAAGUCGGUGAUCCUGAUAUAAAUGAAGAAAGAGUGAUUCAACCAGCUGAGUUUUACUUUUCUAAACAGUUUAUAAAAACCACCAAAACACGACUAAAAAAUGGUAAACAUACACUUGAUAUUUCAAAACUCGACUGCGACAACGAAUAUGUGAAUUACAACAAUUAUUUGAGUGAUAUGUUGCAGUAUUGGAUAGAGGAUUACGAUUUUCAUGAACAAGAACUAGUUUUCAAUCGAUUUCCACAAUUUUUCAUUUUUAUUGACGGCUUAAGAAUUCACUAUAUUCAUGUAAAACCAAAUAAUCCGAAGAAAAAGCCAGUUUAUCCAUUAUUACUGUUACACGGAUGGCCAAGCAGUGUAUUAGAAUUUUAUGAUAUCAUACCGCACUUGGUUAAAGCAACAGACAUAAACGAUUUUAUAUUCGAGGUGAUAAUACCUUCCUUGCCUGGAUUUGGUGGCUCAGACUGUCCCUCACACGAAAACCUUAAUUGUGAAUUUAUAGCUGGACUUUUAGUAAAAUUUAUGAAAGUACUUGGCUUUAACGGAUUUUAUGUUCACUGUGACGACUGGUGUGUUUUGGUCGUCCAGGCAAUGUCAAUGAAAUAUUCUGACAAUUUACUGGCUAUAAGUUACACUCUAUGUCAAGUAGAAAAUUUUUCUGAUUUAUCGCUCUAUAUAGCAACUAAACUUAUGAACAUUCGUGAAGCACGCGAACAAUCAAACUUAAAAAACGAAUGUUAUUAUUCUCCCACUUCAUCAUGUACACUCACACUUGGAAUGAGCUUACAACAUUCACCUGUUAUCUUAAUGAUAUAUCUUUUUGAAAAAUUUGUAAAGGAUGCAGUUCAUUCUGAUACUCUUAAAAUCCUAGAAAAUUAUCAAUAUCUUCAAUUUCUUAAUAAUGUAAUGAUGUACUGGGCGACGAACAGCAUAACUAACACUUUAAAAGCCUAUUCGGGAUAUUUCACAUUUAGCGAAGAUGUUGACGAAAACAAGAUAUCACAAUCUCUAAGUAACAUCUAUACAAGAGUGAGCUUAUUUCUUCCUGAACUUUUAAGACAUCACGUUCUCUGUGGUAAUCAAUUUACCGUUAACGGUUAUCGAUUUCCGGCGAUAGAAGAUUCUUAUACUCUCAUGACUGUUAUUUUUAACGUUUUCAAAGAUUUUUUUGAUUCUUCAAUGAACGUUACUGGGUCUAGAUUAAUGACUGAGGCUAGAUUAAGAAGAUCGAUAUGGCAACAUUGAAUGGUAACAUAAUGUUGAAAUAAUUUGCAUUAUUAUUAUCUAAAUACAAAUGCCAGAUAGUAUGUAUGGUUGAUCUAUAAUAUCAACAAUCGCCUUUAGUUUAAACGUACCUCAAGAUACUAGUACUUUUGAAAACAUACACAACAUGUACACAACAACUAAAACCUGCGAAUUAAGAAAUGAUGCAAACGAGAAAACAUUUAUUAAUACUUAACAACUAUACAAAUCGCACAGAUCAAAAUUGUACACUGGCUCUCUAGUAUUUAACAGUAAAAGAAAUAAUAAGGCUACUAAGAACCAAAAAUCGAAUUUAAUUGGAAUCAUAAUGUAUAUAAUUUUUACACUUUUAAUGAAAAACAU
Molecule: messenger RNA, 1657 nt
Organism: Pseudomyrmex gracilis
Lineage: Eukaryota; Metazoa; Arthropoda; Insecta; Hymenoptera; Formicidae
Product: juvenile hormone epoxide hydrolase 2-like
Exons: 6
Coding region: 35-1297 (420 amino acids)
Biological process (GO): epoxide metabolic process
Molecular function (GO): epoxide hydrolase activity
Source: RefSeq, a predicted model, not a curated record